Messenger RNA from Trichomonas vaginalis G3, 231 nucleotides. RefSeq lists its product as uncharacterized. Bases 1 to 231 code for a protein of 76 amino acids. The record is from RefSeq and is a predicted model, not a curated record. The transcript has a single exon. Lineage: Eukaryota; Parabasalia; Trichomonadida; Trichomonadidae.
AUGAUUGUUCCAGAGGUACAAGGAUUUUGGCCAAAGCGUGCUGUUGAAGGCAUUGUCUCGGCAAUAGUUGGAUCAGGAUGCUAUGUUUUAACAUGGCCAUAUAAAUUAGUCUUAUCUAAGCAAACACUUCCACAAGCUGUUGGUCUUUGCAAUAAGAACUUUGGAAAGAUAUGGAUUAAGAAGGUUACGUACACAGUUUCACGUCCACAGUUUGUUCACGCCCUUGCAUAA